Colletotrichum godetiae is the source of this 315-nucleotide messenger RNA. RefSeq names its product ankyrin repeat protein. Gene Ontology annotation, molecular function: protein binding. The annotation marks the transcript as partial. The transcript has a single exon. The record is from RefSeq and is a predicted model, not a curated record. Lineage: Eukaryota; Fungi; Ascomycota; Sordariomycetes; Glomerellales; Glomerellaceae.
GAUGUAGUCAAGCUGCUUCUAGAGAAAGGGGCCGACGUCAGGGUUGGGAGUACCGAAGGAUGGACACCGCUUCACUCCGCAUCGAACAACGGCCAUGUCGAUGUGGUCAAGCUGCUUCUAGAGAAAGGGGCCGACGUCACGGUUGCAGACAACGACGGAUGGACACCAAUUUAUUCCGCAUCGAACAACGGCCAUAUCGAUGUGGUCAAGCUGCUUCUAGAAAAGGAGGCCGACGUCACGAUUGCAGACAACGACGGAUGGACACCGCUUCACUCCGCAUCGUACAAGGGCCAUAUCGAUGUAGUCAAGUUGCUU